CCUAACGCGAGGGUGUCAAAAACGCUACAAACAUCUAAUACCAUCCUAUCACUCAUCGUCCUUUUGAAAUCCUUGCCGGCCACGACCAAUUCGAUCCCCUAAUGCCAUCUCACCAGCCUUUUGAUUUAAGCCCCUAACAAAAUCUCCUUUAUCAGUGUACUUGGAAGAUCGUGCUCGUGAUGCAUCUUCUGCCUCUCGAUCCGCUCGCUCCUGUUCUGCGAGGGCUGCCAGGCGCUUUUCACGAUCAACGUCUAGUUUCGAAGCAUCUUCUUGCAUUGCAGCAAGCUUCAGUUGACGCUCAGCCUCUUUGUCUUCAGAAUCAUCUGUCUUCGCCACCCUUGGGGCUGGGGCAUAACUGCGUCCAUUUCGCGUGUCAUUAAAUCGAUCCUUGGCACGAUCUGGAUAAUCGUUAUUUCGGUAACCCCUAUCGCUUCGGUGCUCCCGAUUUGCAGGAUACGAGCUUCGUCUGUCAGGAGAUCUUCUCCGGGGAGGGGAAGGCGACCUAGAAUCGACAGAAGAAGAAUUCCGACGGCGUCUGCCAUGAUAUUUUUCUGCUCGGUCUCUUUCCCGCAUCACCGGUAAUGCUGAUCGUGAAUUCCUAGUUCUGUCAUCGCUAUUCCUUCUUCGAGGGGGACUUCGUGAUCUUGAAUAUGAUGGCGACCUCUUUCUACGAUGCUCUGAGCGGCUGCUUCUAUGACCUCGUUCUUCAUCGUGCUCUCGCUUCCUGCGCUUGUGUCUUCGUUCAUCACCAGAGUCAUCACGAUGUCGGUGUGUUCGCUCGUCACCCGAGUCAUCACGACGUCGAUGGUGGUGUCGCCGAUGCUUCUUCUCCCUUUUAGUUUUCGACUCUUCGCCAGCCCCAGCCAAUGCGAGCAUUUGUCGUCUCUUGAUAGGGUCAUUCAUCAUAGCCUCAUAAGCGGCUUGCUCCUGUUUCUUGAUCGCCAGCAUGGGAUCUUCACGAAUCUUGGCCGUCGUGUCUCGCAGAGUAUUCGCAUGCUGCAGUGCCAUGAAGCUAUCCUCAGAUGCCUGUUUCUCCAACUUUUUGUGCUCAGUGCCCUUUAACAAGCCAUCGAUUCGUCGUUUCCCAAGUAAAUAUCCCUCCAUCUCCUCUGUGGUCCCAACCUGACCACUAGAUGGGCCUUGAUACAUCCAAUCCACACGGUCAACACGCUUCCGACUCCCUGCCGCUUCGAGUUUGUUUUGUAUCUCCUCUUUGGCUCGUUCCUCCUUCAACUCCUUGAUCCUCUGGUCUGUACGUUUUCGUUCAUCUAGGGCUUUUUUCUCUUCCUCCCACACCCGCCUUUGAUUGCUCAUGAGCACGGGGUGCCAUGACUUCUUCAAGUUGAGAUCGCCUCCCAUUUUGGUGGUAUAGGAGAGUACUUGGUAAAACUUGCGAUCCCAGGAAGAAAUGAAGUCAAAAGACCACACAAUGAUAUUAGGGGGUUGGUACGAAAACCAGCUGCUGAUAUUUGAAGGAAUAAAAUACCAACUUCAAAUGCUUAGAUGGUCCGCGAAUCGUGAAUCGUGAGUGCGAUGAGGCGGUGGUUUUGAUUCUAUUUUGUUGACAGGCAAGAGCAGGUCCUGUCGGAUAGUUGAGGUGGAGGUGGACAUGCAGCCUAGGUCAGUGCGCAGUGUGACGGGAUGCAGGGAUUAUGGUGGAGGCACCAGCAGCCUGGCUGAGAGGCUGUACUACGCUACCUUCACCCAAUAGAAGAGCUCCUUAGCUCCUUGAGAGCUAGCACAGUGGACAGCCAACCGACAGCUCCAGGCAAACAAACCACCACAUCAAGCCAGAGCCUUGCCUUGUCAACCUUGUCUUCAUCCUCCACCCCCACCACAUACACACUCCGAUCUCUUUCCGACUCUCAACAUCUUCAUCCUCCAACAACGCCACCUAAGAUCUUUGAUAUCAGAUCUACGCUAUCACCAUGUCCGACGACGAGGAUUUUAUGCAAGAUUCCGACCAGGAUGGGUUUGUACAGUUCCACCACUGCCUUUAACUAUCGCUCAUAUAACAUCAUAGAUACGACUUUGAGUAUGAAGAAGACGACGAUGACGACAAUGGCGAUGUAGACAUUGAGAACAAGUACUACAAUGCCAAACAAUUGAAGACGACCGACCCAGAAGCCGCCAUUGAAGAGUUCCUGGGAGUACCCGCUUUGGAGUCUGAGAAAGGCGACUGGGGAUUCAAGGGUCUGAAGCAAGCAAUUAAGCUCGAGUUUAGGCUUGGCCAAUAUGAUAAGGUACGCACUGCUUCAGAAAUCUAUACCUCCUCUGAGUAUCUAAUAAGAAUGGCAGGCCGUGGGUCACUAUACUGAACUCCUCACCUACGUAAGAAGCGCCGUCACACGAAACUAUUCGGAAAAGUCCAUCAACAAUAUCCUUGACUACAUUGAAAAGGGAUCUGAAGAUGAGAAAGCUGGUCAGUGCAUGGAGGAGUUCUACUCGCAAACACUUCAAUCCUUCCAAAGCACAAACAACGAACGUCUCUGGUUGAAGACCAACAUCAAGCUUUCGAAGCUCUAUCUGGAUCGCAAAGAUUAUUCUGCUGUCAUGAAGAAGAUCAAAGAGCUGCACAAGGCAUGCGAAAAGGAAGAUGGCACGGAUGAUCCAAGCAAAGGCACAUAUUCCUUGGAGAUAUACGCACUCGAGAUUCAGAUGUAUGCCGAAACGAAGAACAACAAACAAUUGAAGAGACUAUAUGAGCGUGCUUUGAGAGUCCGAUCUGCUGUUCCGCAUCCAAAGAUUAUGGGCAUCAUCCGGGAGUGUGGUGGAAAGAUGCACAUGAGCGAAGAAAAUUGGAAGGAUGCACAAAGCGACUUCUUCGAAUCUUUCCGCAACUACGAUGAGGCAGGCUCACUUCAACGAAUCCAGGUUCUGAAGUAUCUUGUUCUUACUACGAUGCUGAUGAAGUCUGACAUCAAUCCAUUCGAGUCGCAAGAGACGAUGCCAUACAAGAACGAUCCACGUAUAGCAGCCAUGACAGACCUCGUUGAUGCGUACCAACGUGAUGAUAUCCACAGAUACGAAUCGGUCUUGAAGAACAACAAGGAUCUCAUGUCAGAUAGUUUUAUCGCCGAGAACAUCGACGAGGUCACACGAAAUAUGCGAACCAAAGCAGUUCAGAAGCUCAUUGCACCCUAUACCCGCUUCAACCUCGCGUUCAUUGGCAAAGCACUGAAAAUUUCCGUCACCGAAGUCCAAGAUAUCCUGGGCUUCUUGAUUGUGGACAAGAAGGUCAAGGCAAGCAUCGAUCAAGAAGGCGGAACUGUCGAGAUCGAAGACACUACCGAUGCUGAACGUCUUCGAGCUAUGCAGGCUUGGACCUCGUCAAUUGGAACCUUAUACAAGACAGUCUUCGCUGAGGGCGAGGGCUUCAAGACUUCCGAAAUACCCCAACUCGGUGAUGAAAACAGCAUGUCCAACACCAUGUCAUUUCCAGGUCCUGGCGGUGCCUCUCGAGGCUUUGUAGGUGUCAAGGGUAAGAAGGGGUUCAAGAAGAACUAUGGGGCAAUGUGAGUAGGCCGCGCAGAUUAGUGGGACCAGUGUUAUGUUUAUGUAGGGACUAAGAUGGAUCCAUGGAUGAGAAAAGUCAUCAGGAAUAUCCAAUGAUAGAUCCAUGGAUGAGAAAAGUCAUCAGGAAUAUCCAAUGAUCACAUGAUUGAUGAACAAAUAAUGAAGGGAAUGGGGCGUACUACGGUAUAGCAUUUGCCUAGAAUUACCGACUGAUGCAUUGGGAAUUUACUCUCGCAUGCUACGAAGGCAGGUGCUUCAUAGGCAUACAUACAAUAGCCCGCGUUGUUUUACCAAAUGCGAGGAUUGGGUUAAGCGAGGCGUUGAAUGGCAUUUUCGUAGUUUUUUCUGUGCUACUUGCUUAACUUACCGAUGUGAUGUUUCUAUUGCUCUACAUUGAAUCUGACAUGAUAUCCAAAAUUCGCA
Hymenoscyphus albidus is the source of this 3939-nucleotide messenger RNA. Lineage: Eukaryota; Fungi; Ascomycota; Leotiomycetes; Helotiales; Helotiaceae. The record is from the annotation of a GenBank genome assembly.